AUGUCGGCAGAGAAAGGUCGAGGAGAUGAAUGCGUCUACAAAUUGUCACCGACAUUGUCAUACACUACCAAGCUUGAGAGACGUGUUGAGGAGCUCGAAGCUGCUCUUCGCAAAGCUCAAGUCUCAGCACAGGUAGUCCCAGCCCUUUCUCCGAGUGUAUCUGUGACCUCCCCUACAUCGUAUACGGGAGAAGGAGGUUCGGCGGCAUUCCGUGGGCUAGCGUUUGAUGCUAGAGGAGCAGUCACUUUUCAUGGGUCAACAAGUCUCUUCCAACUGCCUACAAGACCCGAAGAGACCAACACGAUAUUGCCAGUCAACGAACUACAUCUUACGAAGGAGAGACUUGUGCAGAAUGCUUGGGAACAGAGAAGUCUGGAGGUUCUUGCUGAAACCCCUCAACCAUUUCAAUUCCUCCUGUCGACUCACUGGUGCUGGAUCCAACCACUUUUUAAUUUCGUCUAUCGACCUGCCUUCACGCGAGAUAUGCAGAGUAUCGGACCUUAUUACUCUCACACUCUCCUCAAUGCAUUGCUAGGACAUUCCGUGAGAUGGUGCAAACGCGAACCUGAAAUCCGACAUCUCCUUGAGCCUUAUGAAGGUGGAGCGUUGUUUAAGCGACAUGCUCGAACGCGUUUGUUUGAAGAAAUCAGCACGGGCAAUUGUAGCAUACCCACGAUACAGACCCUGCUUAUCUUGAGCGCACAGGAAUGCAGUGCAGGCAACAGAACGUCGGCCAUAUUGUACUGUCGGAUGGCAUUCAACUUGUUGGAGGAAUUGGGUAUCACUGUUGAUGUACAAAGAUAUGGAUCGGGCAAUCUUCAAUUGUCGGAUGAAGACAUUGAGAUUAGACGUAGGCUCUUCUGGUCGUGCUAUUUCUGGGACAAAAUCAUCAGUCUAUAUCUUGGACGAUCACCAGCGUUAUCGCACAGUCCAGUUUCGCCACCACAAGUCAUCAUGGAUGACUCUGCGGAGGAUGAGCUAUGGUUACCCCAUGGGGUGCAGUAUCCUGAAGGACAGCAGUAUCCCCCUACUCAAGCACAUUCUAUCUCAUGCUUCACACAGAUGUGCCGGCUCUCAGCGAUAUUCAACGAGAUAUUGCUGCAUAUGUACGAUCCUCUGAACUCAAAGACCGAGCAGGAAAUCGACGACUGUCUGAUUCGUGAGGGCUUUGCCAUGAGACAGUGGUGGCAGGACCUGCCUUCUUUUCUCAAGAUUGAAGCGCAAGACCUGCCUCAAUACGCACCUCCAAGUCACAUUGUUACGCUCAAUUGCUUGUUUCAUACGUUCAAGAUACUCCUAUAUCGACCGAUGCUUUUCAAGCGGCCCGAAUCAUUACCGGAAGGAGAUAUGCCGAACCCAGCACAUUUCAAGGAAUGUCUCGGCUCAGCCUCUGCCAUUGUGGCCGUAUUCGACCUCUACUGUCGCACGUUCACAUACAGUCGGGUAGUACUGUCCUUGGCAUAUAGUGUCUACACUGCCGCAUCUAUCUACCUACUACAAAUACAAGCGUCGUCCGUCCGAGAAGACUAUACCUUGGACUCGAUGCGAUUCUGUGUUCAAGCACUAGAUCGCCUCAAAGCUUCGAGUCCUGUGAUAGGCCAGGCCUUGCAGUUACUCCUUCGAGCUCUGGCAGAUGCAGGUAUUCAAGCUUCUGAAGUCCUUGAGUUGUCAAGUCAACCGGACGUACUGCUUAAUCCAACCACAACAGACGUGCCAGUAUCAUCGCACCUGCCUCAAGCGCCAGCAGUAUUUGAUCCAGAUGGAAUUGACUUUACACCUGAAAUGUUUGCAACCUUUUCGAAUUUGGAGCCGAUCACUGUUGCUGUGGGUGCUGGUGGAAUUAUCAUGCCAACAUGA
Messenger RNA from Lithohypha guttulata, 1857 nucleotides. RefSeq lists its product as uncharacterized. The transcript is spliced from 2 exons. Gene Ontology annotation, molecular function: zinc ion binding; DNA binding. NCBI's taxonomy places the organism in Eukaryota, Fungi, Ascomycota, Eurotiomycetes, Chaetothyriales, Trichomeriaceae. Gene Ontology annotation, biological process: DNA-templated transcription. The coding region runs from base 1 to 1857 and encodes 618 amino acids. The record is from RefSeq and is a predicted model, not a curated record.